This is a messenger RNA of Puccinia graminis f. sp. tritici CRL 75-36-700-3, 1342 nucleotides long. RefSeq lists its product as uncharacterized. The record is from RefSeq and is a predicted model, not a curated record. Gene Ontology annotation, biological process: attachment of mitotic spindle microtubules to kinetochore; kinetochore assembly; protein localization to kinetochore. Gene Ontology annotation, cellular component: kinetochore. The transcript is spliced from 5 exons. NCBI's taxonomy places the organism in Eukaryota, Fungi, Basidiomycota, Pucciniomycetes, Pucciniales, Pucciniaceae. Bases 287 to 1342 code for a protein of 351 amino acids.
CUUGAAGAAUGUGCGCAUUGGGCUUCCUCCGGGUUUCUCUUCCGUUACUUCGUGGUAAUACAUGGAUGCCCAUCUUUGGGGUCGUGUUCGAUUGGGGAGAUCAUUUGCAACGCAGUUUCUGUGCUUGUGGGUUGAAGUGAUGAUAUUUUUGAGGCGCGUUUGAAGCAGAGCAGUCCGAUUGGGCUGGCUGCAGGACCAAUUCAACUCUGAACCAACAACAUCCAACCCCAGACUGACACCCACGAAAAGGACUUGACGAGAACACUACUCAUCAGAAAAGUUGACAAUGGCCGAGACCGAUAGGAUCAAGGAACUCGAAGCAAUCACCAACGCCCUAGACGAAUACCAAGCCAAAAAACUGUUUUCGUUGGAGCUUCGACGCGACUUGAUUGGCCAGGAAGCUUCGUUCGACAACUCGCAGGACAUCGACGAUGACGAGAACCUUCCGGAGAACGUCCAUCAGAUGGAAGUCGAUGGCAAACUGCUGAAGAUCUUGGACUACGAUUUGAAUGCUUAUGAGUCUCACCUGUCCGCAGUCCAAUUCAACUGGAUCGAGGCUGCCGCAAAGGAAAAGUUCAUCGCUAGUACGAUCUUGGAGGAAAACGGAUUGAGCUGUUCGUCUGACGAGAUCCAAAGACUGAAUGAGACCAACACGGAAUACGUUAGCAUACUCAAGAAUUUACACGCGUCGAUCGACCGAGAUGAAAGCAAGAUCCUAGAGAUAGCGCAGGAGCUCGAAGAGCGAUACACGAAUUCGCAGGCGACCUAUAAACUGAACCGCUUACUGACGAACGACAUAGCGGAUCUAGAGCUGGAGUUAAACGAGCUGAAGAUGAACCAGAAGGAGGAAGACGUGGAGCUGAUGACGAUCAGCGAGGCCACUGAGGCCGCCGGCGAUCUCGAACGUCAGCUGAUGGAAAUGGCCGCAAGACACUCGGAAAACAAUCAGGAAAUCCCCAGACUGAAGGCCCAGUUCGCUAAGGAAGUCAAGCUCGUCGACCAGCUUAGGGUCGAACGGAACGCGCUCGAGAAGGCCGAUGGCGAUCGAAGAAGGACUCUGGGUGGACGGACCAAGUCUACUUCGCUUGCCAAAUUGGAAGCCGCUCGGGCUUGGUUGAAUAAUACCACUCAAACUUUCAAGGCCUCGAUGGGAAUCCUAUCGAUAGAUGUUUCCGGACCCGAUCCAUUAUGUCCCACCAAGCUACAGAUCAAGUUCGGCCUUCGACAUCCAUUAACCGGCACCCUUGUCCUCGACUUCGCCAACUCUCCAGCCCUCGGGACCUUGACAAUCUCCUCGGCCUAUCAUCCCAAACUCAAUCAUCGCACUUUUUUGGUGUCUUGA